UUUUUUUUUUUCUCCAUUUGUAUAUAGUGUGGAACUGCUCUGCUCUCUGAGAUCUUCACGAUGAGUGCCAUCACAUCUAAAUUGACCAGACAUCAGGAGCUGAAGUUGUGUUCUUUACUUGGUCAUGCUAAACUCAGUCUGCUGUUCAAGGCAAGUAAGCAUGGCUUCACUGCUUCUGCCUUCCACCAGAAGUGUGAUCGUCAGGGGCCCACUGUUACUGUAGCAUAUAAUAACUCAGGCUACAUUUUCGGAGCAUACAUCAGUAAAGAUUACGCUCAGACAGGUCAGAACAUAGCAGAUGACAAAGCCUUCCUGUUCAGCUUCAAUGAUCAUGAGGCUGAUAAAUCUCCUCUGCGUGUGGUGAGCACAGAUGCCAAUUGUUCAUUUCAAGAUGUGAACACAGGGCCUCAUUACGUCUCCUUGGCUUUUCUUUAUGAUAACACCACCGUGCGCAGCAAUCCAGGCACAUAUAAUUUUGACCCAGUGGAGAUGCACGGCAAUGACCUCAAGCUGAUCGAGUUGGAGGUGUACCGAGUGGAGGGUUUUGGAUCACUCAUGGAGAAACCAUGGAGAAACAUCGACUGGCAUUUGGAGAAGAGGAAAGCUCUGAAGCAUGAAAUCUCACGCUGGACUCCGAGUGCAAGCAUGGCACAGAAAGCUCGUGUGUUGCUCGUUGGUGCUGUGGGAGCGGGUAAAUCCAGCUUCUUCAACUCUGUUAAUUCCGUGUUUAAAGGCUAUGUGAACUGCCAGGCCAACACGGGCAUCGCUGGCACCAGCCUCACCACACAGUUCCGUGCAUAUUCCAUUAAGGCAGAUGGUAAGUUUUUGCCGAUCACACUGUGCGACACUAUGGGACUGGAGGAGGGAGUUAAUGCUGGACUGGACAUUGACGAUUUCACCAACAUUUUAAAGGGUCACAUUCAGGACAGAUACCAGUUUAACCCAUCAGUUCCUAUCCAAGAGGAUUCUCCUUAUUUCUGUAAAACUCCGAAUGUGAAGGAAAAGAUCCACACUGUUGUGUAUGUGUUGGACACCUGCAAGAUCAAACUGAUGUCUGAAAAGAUGAUUGAGAAGCUGGCUGCUUUCCGCAAAAAAGCCAACCACAUGGGAAUCCCACAGCUGGUUCUGUUGACUAAAGUGGAUGAAGCGUGUCGUACCGUGGCAGAAGAUCUGAAACACAUCUAUCAGAGCCAUUACAUCUACAAGAUGAUGCAGGAAGUGAGUGUACGUCUGGGUAUUUCUCUCUCCGCCAUGGUUCCAGUGAAGAACUACAGCAGAGAGCUUGAUCUUGACCCACAUACCGACAUCCUGCUGCUUAAUGCCGUUCUGCAGAUCAUCAGAACCGCUGAGGCAUACUUUGAUGACUGCUCCUACCAGGAAGAGUAGAAGAGUAGACUCCAGAACACUAGAUAUCUUUGCUUUGCUUCAGGCUUGAACCUGCAUGUUGCUGCUGUUUAAAUCACAUUUAUGCACAAAUUUGUCCUCCUCUGCUGAAUAUAACUGGCAUAAGCAGAUUGUGUUUUAUUGUGCUUUAAAAGAAAUCCCUCUUACCUUCCUGUACAUUCACAGUUUUACUGAUCUUAGAACACUUUUUGGAAUGUAAACUUUUUUUUUUCUGGUCGCAGCAGAGUUUCUGAAAGCUUAAAAAAAAAUAUUCAGAAAAGAAGAGAGUGACGUCAAGCACCUUUAUAUCUCCUGAGCAAUCAGAUAACUGAAAAAAGUGAGGCAUGUUAGUGAGUGAAUACAAGGUGGUUAAAGAUUCUGUAUUAAUUGAAUGGGUUUAUUCUAAACUCUGUUUUGGAACAGACUAGAGUCCUCCUUCACUGGGUUCUGCAGUUCUGGUUGUAUGGCUGUUUGUACGGUUCUAGAAUGAUUAGAUGUGCAUUAUAUCACAUAUGUGCAUACGGGAUUGGAACAAGGGCUUAUUUGCAUAUUGCGCUCAUUUGCAUAUUGCGUUGUAUUUCUCAUGGUGUUGUUUUGCAUUCCUUAAUAAACACGGCCUUCGGCAA
Messenger RNA from Pangasianodon hypophthalmus (striped catfish), 2009 nucleotides. It is a transcript of the gene ifi44c2, whose product is annotated as interferon induced protein 44c2. The record is from RefSeq and is a predicted model, not a curated record. The transcript is spliced from 8 exons. Lineage: Eukaryota; Metazoa; Chordata; Actinopteri; Siluriformes; Pangasiidae. Bases 61 to 1386 code for a protein of 441 amino acids.